Haliotis rubra (blacklip abalone) is the source of this 1161-nucleotide messenger RNA. RefSeq lists its product as uncharacterized. The coding region runs from base 1 to 1161 and encodes 386 amino acids. Gene Ontology annotation, biological process: microtubule cytoskeleton organization. Gene Ontology annotation, molecular function: microtubule binding; calmodulin binding. Gene Ontology annotation, cellular component: microtubule. The transcript has 2 exons. Lineage: Eukaryota; Metazoa; Mollusca; Gastropoda; Lepetellida; Haliotidae. The record is from RefSeq and is a predicted model, not a curated record.
AUGGUCACCCUGCCAGUACAUCUACAGGCUCAGAUGGUCACCCUGCCAGUACAUCUACAGGCUCAGAUGGUCACCCUGCCAGUACAUCUACAGGCUCAGAUGGUCACCCUGCCAGUACAUCUACAGGCUCAGAUGGUCACCCUGCCAGUACAUCUACAGGCUCAGAUGGUCACCCUGCCAGUACAUCUACAGGCUCAGAUGGUCACCCUGUCAGUACAUCUACAGGCUCAGAUGGUCACCCUGCCAGUACAUCUACAGGCUCAGAUGGUCACCCUGCCAGUACAUCUACAGGCUCAGAUGGUCACUCUGUCAGUACAUCUACAGGCUCAGAUGGUCACCCUGCCAGUACAUCUACAGGCUCAGAUAGUCACCCUGCCAGUACAUCUACAGACUCAUAUGGUCACCCUGCCAGUACAUCUACAGGCUCAGAUGGUCACCCUGCCAGUACAUCUACAGGCUCAGGUGGUCACCCUGCCAGUACAUCUACAGGCUCAGAUGGUCACCCUGCCAGUACAUCUACAGGCUCAUAUGGUCACCCUGCCAGUACAUCUACAGGCUCAGAUGGUCACCCUGCCAGUACAUCUACAGACUGAGAUGGUCACCCUGCCAGUACAUCUACAGGCUCAGAUGGUCACCCUGCCAGUACAUCUACAGGCUCAGAUGGUCACCCUGCCAGUACAUCUACAGGCUCAGGUGGUCACCCUGCCAGUACAUCUACAGGCUCAUAUGGUCACCCUGCCAGUACAUCUACAGGCUCAGAUGGUCACCCUGCCAGUACAUCUACAGGCUCAGAUGGUCACCCUGCCAGUACAUCUACAGGCUCAGAUGGUCACCCUGCCAGUACAUCUACAGACUGAGAUGGUCACCCUGCCAGUACAUCUACAGGCUCAGAUGGUCACCCUGCCAGUACAUCUACAGGCUCAGAUGGUCACCCUGCCAGUACAUCUACAGGCUCAGAUGGUCACCCUGCCAGUACAUCUACAGGCUCAUAUGGUCACCCUACCAGUACAUCUACAGGCUCAGAUGGGCACCCUGCCAGUACAUCUACAGACUCAGAUGGUCAACCUGCCAGUGAAUUUAGCUCAAAUAGUCACCCAUGAAGAAUGUAUUGAAUUUCAACAACCAGAACAGCGGGAACUCACAGGGCUAUUAUCAUUUUGA